AAAAGAAAAAGAAAAAGAAAAAACUAUAACAAUCGCUCAAGGAGUUGGAGGGAGAAAAGAUAAAGAAGGUUGAAAUAAAGAACAAAAGGACGGUAACGCCGAGAACGUCAGUAAAUUAUCGUUGAAAUUACAUUGAAACGGGCUGUUUAGGUCGUUCGGUCCCCGAUCGGGAGAGAUGUCGAAGGAAAGCGGCAUUACCGAAACCGAAGAUAACCGAACGACGGGUAACGGAGACAGCCGAAGCGGGUGCAGUGCGAAACGUCACGUAGCUGGUGUUGCUAGGCGGCCUGUCGAGGAGCGGUGGAAGGGAAAAAUGAAGGAGGGAGGGGAACGUUAGUAUAGAAGCCGCGUCAUCGUAGAUCGGCAAAUCAGUUGCCUGAGUUCAGCGUGUAAGUACGAGUGUGUUGUGUUUCUGUCACUGUACGGUGAUCGUAGCUUCCAGUGAAAGUUAAAGAGAAAGGAUUGUUGCCGUUGCUGCAGUCGUGCUGUUUGAACGAUCGUCCAAAGUGACCAAAGUGACUUCGCUCGACUGUAAAAAAAAAACUUGUAAAAAGAAAAGGAUCCACACUGAGAAUAGAAAAUCGUCACAAAACUCGCGACAGACAUAUUUCCAACGCUAAAGAAAUAAUCUGGCUGUAGUUACGCGUUACAAGAAGGUCGUGUUGUGACAUUACACAGUCGUUCCGUGUCUAUCUGUGUCUGACUGCGUGUUUUUCACUCUUCACUCCUUCACUUUCUUUGUCUCUCUUUCUUUCUUUCUGUGUGUGUGUACAUAUAUAUGUGUAGGUGCGUGCGCGUGCGCGCUCCUGCCUCUAUUUGUGUGUUACAUCUCAACGAAGAUGGAGGUUUUACCGUGUCCUGUGAAUGUGAAUUUUAAUAACACGAGAGCCGAAAUCGCGGCCGAAGAAUUUGACGGGGCUUGCCAGGCUCUAGCAAAACGAGUGGAAGUUGAACUGAGGAGAGCGAAACACGCGCAGUUAGCAUGCGGGGAAGUUCUGCUGCCAGCUGACCUUUUACCUAGAAUAGCUAAAACUGUACUUAGCAUGGCCGAGAAUGAACCUUGCGGUCUGAGAGGCUGUACCUUGUUCAUUAGUUUUGAGACGGACAGCGUGUGCAGGAAAUUGUCCAAGAUACAAUGCGACCCCAACACAGUGUCCACUUUUGAAAUUUACUUGACUUUGAAACAGGAUCACACGUCUUGGCACAUACUGUUACCUCAAUUUCUGAAAAACUUGACGCGAGGAGGUACCAUUAUGAUCAGCAGAGACUUUACUUUGGAGAAGAAAAAAUUGUACAGAUCGUAUCAACAGCAGGCGCAAUAAACGGAUCCUCCUGCGAUCCAUCUCGAGAGCCAUUGAUUCGAUUGUCUUGAUAAAUGUGAUUAUUCCAAGCUAUUUUCUAGUUAUAAGUAGGCCAUCACGUGUGGCCGUAUUUUUAUUUUCCAUGCAAAGCGAGCGAAAAUCAGUUUCUCUGACGCGCCGUAUAUUUCACGCUUUGCGAUAUAUUUUAUUUAGAGGAGGGCUAGCUAUAACGAAAGGAAGGGAUGUACUGCGAACAGAAUAAAAGCGAAUGUGAAACGAAUGUGAAGAGAAAACAGAAAACGGAAAGGCGGGGAAAGAAGGUGAUGGGAUCUGAAAGGCGCAUUUUGACAAUUGUGAUAAAGUAAAGGGUAAAAAGGAUUCGCCGAUCGUUUCUUCUUUAUGUGAUUUCUAAAUUUUGAAUAUUCCCUGACGUUGUUUGCAAUUCGUUUUGAACACUGUCGUUCUUUCUUAUGCGCGAGAAUUAACAUAUCCGAGAUCAAUCAAUGCCGCAAAUUAGAAUAGCUGUUUGGUGAAUUUGAAAACAUUUUGCGAUGCAAACUUCUAGAUUCGCGUAGGCAGACACAUCCUCUCUUGUGCAAGAGAGAUGCAAACUGUAUCUUCGUUCAACGAAGGAAUGACUCGUAUUGUAUAAGACUUGUAACAGUAGUUCUUCUCCUGCGUUUCUACGUAAACGAUGCGGUAAAAUUAAAAUCAAGUUUUCUUGAUUAGAGUAGCAAGAACAAUAACAGUUAAACUGUGGAAAUAUAGUAAUAAGGAAUAAUAGAUGUAUAGUUUCAAAAGUACCAAUGGACAUUUAAAACUAUUGAAUGCAAACAGAUUUCUAGAGUUCCCUUCUACGAUGUAUGAUGACAUCUUCUUUUGCUUGUAUUAAUCGUCAGUUGAUAUAUAUUUAUGCAUCUAUCCUUUCUAUAUGUAUAGCGUUGUACGUCUUGUUUUUCAAUAUUUCAAUUUCCAGUGUUUCAGUACGAUCUUCUUUCAUGGGAAAUUUUAAAAUUCUUAGGUAUUAUCGAUUGUGACGCAAAAUAUUGCGAUACAUGAAAAAAAAAAAAGAAAAAAAAGAAAAAAUACGAUUGACGCAAAAUACGAAUCCGUACGAUAUUUUAAAGGUUGAUCAUCAUACAUGCAAUAUUCGCGACAUCGACAACGUUGAGAAACAAUUUGUUUGUAAUAUCUUAUCGUCGGUUUAUCAUCAUCAUCGUCAUCCUCAUCCUCAUCGUCGUUUUCUUGUAGAUUCAUGUUAUUUUUAAUAAAAUAUGCUUAAUAUUUACGAAAUUUAAAAACGAUUGUGUUGAAAGAGAAAAGGAAAAAAGUGCGUAGGGUCAUCCGUAUGUGACUUUAUAAGACUGAUCAGCGUUAGAAUUUCAAGAUAAUCUUUGUACGGGUAUCAAAGUAU
Heterotrigona itama is the source of this 2715-nucleotide messenger RNA. NCBI's taxonomy places the organism in Eukaryota, Metazoa, Arthropoda, Insecta, Hymenoptera, Apidae. The record is from the annotation of a GenBank genome assembly.